AUGGAGUUAAGAGGAUUCGUUCGUAAAUUUAAACCUGAAGAAACCUUUAAUCCUCUCAAGGAUUCUAAACUUCUGGGCCACCCGGUCUAUCCUGUGAAUUUAAAUGUUGAUGAUCCAAAAUGCGAAAUUUGUAAUUUGAAUAUGUCAUUUUUAAUGCAGUUGUCGGCUCCCACUACUGCCAAUAGAAACCGUGUAUUAUAUAUUUUCUACUGUUUAAAUGACGCCACUAAGGAUAAAGGCUGGAAAUUGUUAAGGUAUAGCGCUGAAAAACCAUCAACUACUGAACCUAAGUUCGGCGAAAUGAGUGAUUUGUCCUGGUCCCUUGACUCAAUUAACUUAAACACCACAGAAACGGAUGGAUUACGUGUGAUUUUGGAAAAUGAUUUAGUUUAUCAUUCUGGAAAUUCCGAUAAACACUCUGUUUCAGACGAGCAUUUACACUCUAUAGUACUACUAGAGAAGUUUAGGAAUAAGAGUAAAGAUGAAAUAGACGAAGAGGAUCUUGUAGAUUUUGAAUCACUGGCAAAUGCAAAUCAACCUCCAGACUCAGAUGAUGAUUCUUCAAUCGAUGAUGACAGUGAUGAUGACUCAGAAGUUGAUGCAAUUAAUCACUUUCAAAACUACUUAGCAUCUAGACCUAAAACUGUGGUUAGGGUUAAUAGGGGUGGCAAUCCAAUUAGUUUUCUUACUGAUUUAAACCUUGAUUUAAGCUCUAAAGUUUGUAAAUUAUGUAAUUCUCAACUUCAUUUUGAAGUUCAAAUUCUUCCGCACUCUAUUCACUAUAUGACUAAUGAUGACACUAGUGGUGAUAGUGUUACUACAAAACUAAAGAAUAUUUCAUUGAGAUUGGGUGGUGUAUUAUUUUAUACUUGCAGUUCAGACUGUAAUACUAGCACAAAUUUAUCUCAAGAACUUUCUCACGUCUUACUAUACAAUUAAUCUAUCAUCAUA
Messenger RNA from Theileria parva strain Muguga, 951 nucleotides. RefSeq names its product C-terminal putative domain protein. The coding region runs from base 1 to 939 and encodes 312 amino acids. The transcript has 5 exons. Gene Ontology annotation, cellular component: cytoplasm. NCBI's taxonomy places the organism in Eukaryota, Apicomplexa, Aconoidasida, Piroplasmida, Theileriidae. The record is from RefSeq and is a predicted model, not a curated record.